AUGUCUGAAGAAGAUAAUGAUGUGACUAUAAUCCAUGUCAAACAGGAAGAUGAGGUGCAGAGGAAGCGUCCAAAAAAGGUCCAGAUACCGCAUCGCACCUUAUCUGUAACUGUUGAGAAACCAAAAAUUAUAGUAAUGACUGCCGGUCAAAAACCAAAACCAGUUCGCCUGAACAGAUGUCUAGUCUCCCCACCUACCCUCUACGAGUUAGCUGCUGCAGUAGUGGAUAAAUUGGAUUACCCAGAUCCUUUCGAGUGGUCGAAGUUCGAAGUAGCUCAAUGGAUUGAUGAGGACGUCGGCUUUCCACAGUAUAAGAAUGGAAUGGAAAGAGGAAGUAAAAUUUAUUAUUACAGCGGCAAUAAGGAAAGUAUUUGCAACCGACUUUGUACGAUUCAAGCGGAGUAUCAACCUGCCAAUAAGGAAGCCUGCAACACACUGCACUUGGUUCAAAUCCCUGACUGGACCAAGUUGGGGGAUCCGACAGAAUUAUACCAGGAGCGAUGUACUUCGCUGGAUGAAGAUUCUCAAUCCGAAACCGAUGAAUUUGGACCAUUGGGAUUUAGUUUGAUAAAAAUUUUCGUAGGUAUCAAAAACCGGAUUGUCCCAAAUACAUGUACGCGAGAAUACCUGCACGGGAAAAAGAUGAAACGCAAGUCAACCCUACCUUCGAACCGCCUGAGGAGUAUUGCAAUGAGUAUCAGGUCAGCAAACGAGCUGACGUAUUACCUGAUGGCACCCAGAAAAUUCCGUAUCCUCAAAAAUAUUCCCGAUGAAGCUCAGCUCAUCUGGAUGGAACAUCGUCCAGGAUCUCCAUCCAGAAAGGAACCGAAGAAGAAGAAAGAAGGAGGGAUUCAGAAGACGAAAGACGGGAAGAAGUCUGUGCCUAAAAGGGAUUCUCGCCUAAUGCCAAAGAGAAUAGUUCUGGAAGGACUCAGCGGAAAAGAACUGAUUUUAGCCAGACGAAAGAAGCCAAAGGCGAAAUUUUUAGCUUAA
Molecule: messenger RNA, 993 nt
Organism: Spodoptera exigua (beet armyworm)
Lineage: Eukaryota; Metazoa; Arthropoda; Insecta; Lepidoptera; Noctuidae
Source: the annotation of a GenBank genome assembly